Anopheles darlingi is the source of this 4307-nucleotide messenger RNA. Its product is annotated as ATP-binding cassette sub-family G member 5. NCBI's taxonomy places the organism in Eukaryota, Metazoa, Arthropoda, Insecta, Diptera, Culicidae. The transcript has 9 exons. Gene Ontology annotation, molecular function: ATP hydrolysis activity; ABC-type transporter activity; ATP binding. The record is from RefSeq and is a predicted model, not a curated record. The coding region runs from base 977 to 3643 and encodes 888 amino acids. Gene Ontology annotation, cellular component: plasma membrane.
UGGCGUCCCGAGCAGGUUAGUUGUAGUUUCGCUUCGCUGCCAGCUAGCAGCCAGUAGCAGCCCGUAGCAGCAGCAGCAGCAUCAACAUCGACAGCAUCGACUCAUCCACAACCUACACCGGAGUGAUUUUGGAAUUCCUCCUUCCCUCCCGGCAAUACGAUCCGCAAUAGUUCCAGCGACUGAUCGAUCGAUCAAAGUGAAAUAACAGCAAAGUUCGUGAAACAGUGUCUACGAUAACCGUCGCGAUCGUGAGUGAGUGAUUAGGAAGCUUUCGGUUCGAGGGUUCAAGAUUGCGCUGAUCGUCGAGUGUCGCGGUGUAAAUCAAAGUGUGUAAAACAAACCAAGUGCCUUCUCCGGGGGCAAGGGUUAGAGGAAGGGAAACAAAACAGUUGCCGAAGAAAGCCAACCCGGUCCCGCGUGUCGGACCUAGAAUGGUAAACAGUUAACCUGAUUUUCUCUCCCGUGGCUCCCGUGGAAAAUGGUACAGUGCGAGUGACCGAAGAAGUCGCGAGUCCCCGAAAAGCUUCCGACCAGUGUCAGUGAAAACCGUGUGACCGCACCGCUAGACCAAGAUUGAAGUCAUCAAUUUCCGGCCCCGGUUCGCCUCCCCGCGCGUGGUGGCAAUCGCGCUGACUGAUAAAUGCGGUCCAGUUUCCCGCGGACUCCGGAUCUCGGACAAUGAAGCUGCGGUUCCUGCUGGGCCGUGCUGUGUGUUUUAAGGAAAAGUGAAAAUAGAAUUUAUGAGCCCCGAGAGAGUGUGUGUCUGAGUGAGUGUGUGUGAGAGAGAGAGAGCAGCAUAAACUGUGAACUGGGUGUCAUUGGACAGUGCGCGAUCCUCUGUUGACAUCAUUUCUCGCGCACCAUCGUUGACAUCGAUCGUGAAGCUGAUAAAACGGAAAGUCUGUGCUGCUGAUCAGCGUGGAUCUGAACAACAUUCCUUCAUCCCUGAGAGCGAGAACCGGUACUGUAUGGUGGCAUGGAACUGCGCAAAAUGAGUACGGCCAAGCAGCAGCAGCAGCAUCAGCAUCAGCAGCAGCAACAGCAACGUGAAGAUCGUCGAUACUCGAUGCCGCACGGGAUGCACGGAACGCUUCCGCCCGGCGCAACGGAUGAUCUGCACGCCUGGUCCAUCUACCGACAAAAUUUGAAUUCAGACUUUGCCGACUCGGCACUCGGAUCGUCGGACAAAUCGCCCAAACCGUACGGUUCCCAGUACCACCGCGAUACGGCCAUCCACAAUCAUCCACGCUACGGACCGAAGCAGAAUCCGAUCAACUCCAAUAUGUACACCUACCUCAAGUUCGGGCUGCCACGUGUGUUCCCACCGAACGGAGGUCAACCGAUGACGAAUGGACGCCCCGGGCGCAACUCCUCCAAAGCGAAUGGCCGGGGACGGGUAAACCGGGGCUACCGGGACAGUACCGGACCGGGCCCGGGCUCAUCCGGUUACGACAGCAGCGAUAACGAGACGAACCGUGGGCGUGUGCCAGCUAACCUAAGGAAAUACCGUAGCGAGUCCGAUUUCCGUGCGAUCGGUGCUACCACCAACUCACGGCCAAGCUCACGAGCCCAAGGCAUACCGCUGGCCGCGCUUAAACAGGCCAACAGCCGUGCCAGUAUAGCGGGCACCCACGUCUACAAUCCGUACGCCACCAACUUGCGGCAUCACAAUCUGCGUUCGCAGAGCGAAGCCGACCUGUUGGCCGAGUGGGACUAUGACGAUUCGCCGACGUACGGGGAGACGCGGCUCUAUCCCGAGGACAUCUACACGACGCAAAGCCGACGGCACUCACUCGCCGGUCUGGUGUACCCGAACAUUCAGGUCCACUGUCUGGACGUGUUGCCCGGAUUGCGCGGCGUAUCACUGCAGGCAAAGGCAGGCGAUCUGUUCGCCAUUAUGGCUACGUCACAGCGUGAGGGAACGGCCCUCGUUGAGGCACUCGCCGGUGUACGGCAGCGGAUGGGUGGUGAAAUCCUGGUCAAUGGGCAGCAGGUCAAUCGUCGUAUCUUGCGCCAGCUCUGCGGUUACGUUUCGGCACUCGAUUCCGCUCCGCUCGAUCCACGCAUGAGCGUUCAGAGUACGCUUUCGUUUGCGGCGGCCCUGCGCGGCCCUUACGAUCGUAGUGAUCUGAAAGAGCGCAUCGAUAUCCUCGUGGAGGAUCUGGGCCUCACGGCGGUCCGGUCGGCGAACGUGUCCCGGUUGACGCACUCGGAAAAGCAAAGACUGAACGUGGCCUGCCAGCUGCUGACGCAGGCUUCGAUCCUGCUGCUCGAUCAGACCACGAUCAACAUGGAUAUCUUCGAUACGUUCUUCCUGGUGGAGUAUCUGCGCCAGUGGUGCAGUGCUGGACGUAUCGUCAUUAUGACCCUGCAACCGCCCACCUUCGAGAUCCUCUCGAUGUGCUCCGGUGUGUUGCUGCUGUCCGGAGGUCGUACCGUUUACUCGGGCAGUCGAGCCGAUCUGCCACGCCAUAUGGGCCAGCUGGGGUAUCCGUGUCCACCGUUCAAGAACCCUGCCGAUUACUACCUGGAUCUGGUGACGCUCGACGAUCUGUCGGCGGCCGCAAUGCUCGAGUCGUCUGCACGCAUCGAAUCCCUGGCCAACUCGUGGGAUCACGUCAAUGCGGAACCACCGCUAGCGGCCCCGGUGGCCAACCUGCCGGAACCGACCAGAAGUGCCGGUUUCUUUAGCCAGAUCAACGCCCUAGCCAAGAGGUAUAUGUCGUACAAGCAACCAGGAUCACUGCUCACUUGGAUCAGCAGAUUGAUUCUUGCCGCCGUUCUCUCGUUGUUUAUCGGUUGUAUCUUCUGGGACGUACCCGCAUCGGAUCCUCAGCUCAAUCUCAACGAUCGUCUUGGCUAUCACCACUGCAUGAUGAUGGUCGCCCUGUGGCCACUGCUGCUGCUACAGAUCCGUGACGUCCAGGAGGAUCGCCGGCACGCCGAGAAGGACCUGAAGCUGGGACUGUACGGUCGAUUCCUGUACAUCAUCAUCCAAAGUACGCUCAGCGUGAUGCCAAGUCUGUGCAUCUGGCUGGCCUAUCUGCUCCCGGCGCACAGUAUGGCCGGACUCUACUCCUACACGACCAACAACGAUACCGGCAUCUAUCUCUACAUGGGUUACAUGCUACUCUACCUUAUGGCCAUACAGACGAUCGUAUUGUUCAUUGCCCAUCUGGUUCCGUGCGGGAUUACCGCGACGAUCGUUACCACGCUCGCCCUGCUGCUCAUGGCCUCCGUCGGUGGCUAUGCCGUCCAUGUGGCCAACGUACCCGAGUACCUGCGGUGGAUGGAGCUGAUCACACCCCAGAAGUGGCUUACGCCGCUACUAACCGAAACCGAGUACAGUGCCGAAACGUUGGUCAGCAUUACCAGCCAGCAGCAGUGUCGCAACAAGCAGGUCCAGUACACUGAGAUCAUCGUACAGCAACCGUGUCCCCCACCGAAUGGUACCUCCUUCCUGGCCGACCAUCACCUGCUACAGCGCGACCACAUCCUGGACACCGGGGACAUGUACACCUCGACCGUGCUCGGACUGCUGAUCACCUGUAUCAUCUUCUUCGCCCUCACCAUGUUCGUCUUCCUCGUCAACUGUCAGUCGUUGCUGCGGAAGAAAAAUCCACGCCACGGCAAACGUGUCUAGGAUGCGCGGAGUGCACCAUUUCAUGCCCAUUUCCCGGUCAGACCACGGAACGGACGCCGAACGGCUCUGCACUAGAAACGGUCCUUAGAGGAAGCACUUAGAGUAGGAGGGGUAAGAGUAGGAGGUAGAGGUAGCUAGGAAAACAGUGCCCAAGUUGCGGUGGUCGCGUAAACGUGUAAAAGUGCUAGUUAAAUUUUAAUUUUACUCUUCAUUUCCUUCCCCCGUUGGAACAUCCCGUGUUCCCGGCGCUCGUAUUAGUCGGCGGAAAGCGGCGUAAUUUCAAUGCAACACCACCCCACAAACCCACACGCUAGGUUAUGUUUCGUUAUGUAUUAAUGAGCUUAUGAUCAUUUGUCCAGAUCCGGCGAGAAGUAGACGAUAGGAAAAUAGGAGAACUGAUGGUGAGGAGAGCGAAAGAGAGGAUAGAAUUUUUACUCAAUCACUUCUCGACACGGCUGCAACCAUCGAGGUGGGUGCGUGUGGAGAAGUGUUGUAAGUUUUAUAUAAAAACAAAUACCCGAAUACUUCCAUUGUGUAGGUAGGCUAUAGGCAUUUAAAGGAUCCGGGAUGCGGUUAUAAGAUGACGCCCCGGUUCAUACGUUCGCGCAUUCACCAACAGGCAAUGAGGAUAACUUUUUUUUUUAAUAAAAGACAAACAAAUAUG